GUUUCCUCCCCUAUUCCCCCUUUCCUCUUCAAAUAGACCUUUUCUCUUAUACACAUUAGUGGUGAUGAGCAGUGAUGGUGGUUGGUUUCCAAUCUAUGUGGUGCGUCGGGGUUGUGUUCCCAGCAUGUAUAGAUCAUGGCAGGAGUGUGACCAACAAGUGAAAAGUUACCAGAACAGUGAACAUCGUGGCUUUUGUGAUUUGUCGGAGGCUCUUGCUUGGUUGCGCAGCACCAUAGCUCCUCCCGCCCGUCAGCCAACACGACCUGUUCAACCGGUAAGAAGAAAAUCGUCAAGAUUGUUAGAAGGGGCCUUCUGUUCUAUCCCUUCCUCUCAACAAGUAUCUUCGAGAGCAAUGGUAGCCGGCAGCCGGCACUGUGGUGGUGGCGAUAAUUCCGGUCAACAGGGAGGUUAUGCUAUGCGUGAUUACAAUUAUCGCGUUCUUGGACGUGUCACGGAGCAGUUGAAUCAAGUCAACACGGAGGAAGUUGACAGAUUGAAUGAACGAAUUUGUUCAUUGGAGCUUGAAAAUAAGGAUCUUAGGGGACAAGUUGAACUGUUUGGGGAAAUGCUAGACAAAUAGACUGCUUAGAUCUUGCUAGCGUUGGGUUGUAAGUGGUUAUGCUGCUAGUGUUUUGGUUAGGGUUUAGGUUAAAAAGAAACUUUAUAUGUAUCCUAAUGUAAUACAGCUUUUCUGGGGAGU
Molecule: messenger RNA, 700 nt
Organism: Arachis duranensis
Lineage: Eukaryota; Viridiplantae; Streptophyta; Magnoliopsida; Fabales; Fabaceae
Exons: 2
Coding region: 65-580 (171 amino acids)
Source: RefSeq, a predicted model, not a curated record